UGAGGGUGUCCUGUUUUUCAUCCAUGACGUCACAACAAAGUAUUAAUAGUCGGCCUCAACCGCUUCUCGUCACAUAUCGUUUUCCGCGACAACAAACAGCUGACUAACCGCUCGUCUCACGUCCUAACGAAAGCUCGAGAUGGCGCGUACCAAGCAGACCGCUCGUAAGUCCACCGGAGGCAAGGCGCCAAGGAAGCAGCUCGCCACAAAGGCAGCCAGGAAGAGCGCGCCGUCCACGGGAGGGGUGAAAAAGCCCCAUCGUUACAGGCCUGGAACUGUGGCGCUGAGGGAGAUUCGGCGUUACCAGAAGUCCACGGAGCUGCUCAUCCGAAAGCUGCCCUUCCAGCGCCUGGUGAGGGAGAUUGCACAAGAUUUCAAGACCGAUCUGCGCUUCCAGAGUGCAGCUAUUGGAGCUCUUCAGGAAGCAAGUGAGGCUUACCUGGUCGGUCUGUUUGAGGACACCAACCUGUGCGCCAUCCACGCCAAACGUGUCACCAUCAUGCCCAAAGACAUCCAGCUGGCGCGUAGGAUAAGAGGGGAGAGGGCCUAAGCACCAAUGCUCCCUUUUAUCGUAAUUAACUAUUUGUGGACAUUUUAUUUCUUGGGUAUUUUUUUUCUUUUGUAUUUUAGAUUGAGAUCAAUCAUUCCGAGACUGAUUACACUUAAGAUAAUUGGAAGUGUUGUGCAGCAAGUGUAUCUUCCUAGUUUUCCAUCACGGGGUCACGACUCCAGCCAUUGCAUCAACUCAUUGUGGACAUUAGGCUCCAUCUGGGGAUGGAAGUUGUCGAAGGGAUAAAUUCUUCAUAUCUUCUCUGGGGGGUCCAGGGUCUCUUAACUCUACCACUCGUCACAAAAUGCCAGCAUGUCCUGCUCAGUUGGUCUCAGUGUCCAGGUGUUUGCUGCUACAGUAAAUACUUAUGCCACACUCUGAUCGACAGUACGGCACCCCCCCUCUAUUUUUCUUGACUGCUUUUUACAUGUUUUUAAACCUAAACCCUGGCAGCUACAUUUAAUACUAUUUAUGAAAUGUUGUCGCGUGUCUUUCUAUUAAAGGUCUUUAUGAGUAGAAA
This is a messenger RNA of Gasterosteus aculeatus aculeatus (three-spined stickleback), 1070 nucleotides long. Its product is annotated as histone H3.3A. Gene Ontology annotation, cellular component: nucleosome. Gene Ontology annotation, molecular function: structural constituent of chromatin; protein heterodimerization activity; DNA binding. NCBI's taxonomy places the organism in Eukaryota, Metazoa, Chordata, Actinopteri, Perciformes, Gasterosteidae. The record is from RefSeq and is a predicted model, not a curated record.